AUGCGGCUGUUUGUAGUCUGUAUCCUUAUGAUUGUGGGCGAGGUCUCAGCAGUCAAAAGAAUGCGCUUUAAGAAAGCACGAAAGAAUGGAGCUUACACGAGUAAAUUUCCACAUCCACAAAAUUAUGGGAGUGGUGCUCCCCGUCGUAAUUCUGUUGGUAAAAACGUCGUGGAGGUUUGUGUUCCAGUUGCGUGUGGGAGCGGAGAGGCGAUUGGUACGGAGUGCGACUUCAGCGAUAACUAUAAAGUAGCCUGCACCAAUGUUCAAGAAAAAAAGUGCACUGGAAUUACACUGCAAAAGAGUUGCAAGAGCGAAAAGAGUGUGAUGUAUGUCAGUGUUGAAAAAGAAAGUGAUAAAGGAUAUGAAGUAAAGGCCUUUAAAGACGUUUUGUGUACCAAACCAUAUGGUAUUCCAAUUACUGAAGUUUUUUGUAAAGCAAAUAAUAUGAGGAAUAAAAAGUAUUCAUGUAAUAAAGAGGGAAUUGUUUCUCUUGGAGCUCUGUGUAAAUGUUCAAAUUGUGAAACAGUCCAACAAAACGAAAAAACAAAAAUCAAAACGAAAGGAAAGGAAGUACACGUUAAUAUUUGGAUUGCGGUUAUCGUUCCACUCGCCGCUAUUGCGAUCAUCUCUUUUGUUGCAAGAAAAAAGUAA
Entamoeba invadens IP1 is the source of this 651-nucleotide messenger RNA. RefSeq lists its product as hypothetical. The transcript has a single exon. The record is from RefSeq and is a predicted model, not a curated record. Lineage: Eukaryota; Evosea; Mastigamoebida; Endamoebidae. Bases 1 to 651 code for a protein of 216 amino acids.